Molecule: messenger RNA, 9820 nt
Organism: Microcebus murinus (gray mouse lemur)
Lineage: Eukaryota; Metazoa; Chordata; Mammalia; Primates; Cheirogaleidae
Source: RefSeq, a predicted model, not a curated record
AGGGGACUAAGGCGACAAUGACAAGACGGAGCAGCAGCUGCGACUCAGUUCUCCCUGCGGGAAAUCCGUGUAAAGAGCUCACAGGCCGGCCGAGACCCCCAGGCGAAAGCAGCGUUGAUUGUUGUGCGAGUGGAGCUAGGGGCAAAGAGGAGACGUGGAGCAAAGUUUAUUUAGGCCAUCCUGGCUGUUUUCUCCACUUGAUUCCCUGGUUCUUGGAAAGCAUCUGGGUGAGAGACAGAGAUGGGCAGUUUUAAGGAAUCCAUUCUGUAAAGAGAAGUUCCUUACAUGGCUUCAAAAUAACUUGAUGUUUCUUUCACCCACUUGAACUUUUCAAGAAAACUCAGAGUACAUCUCAUUAAACAAUUCAUCUGUUUUAACAUAAUGCAAGUACAAACGGAUGUAUAUUCUGCUUUCAGGAAAGGGAUGAUUUCUCAUCUGCUGCCUGCUCUAUGCAGGUGCAAGAGUUCAAUGGAAGCGGACACCGGGCCUUCAAAGUGUGAGAAAGACAUGAUGUUGUCUUCCUUGAAACGCAGCAAGGACAAAACCACGCCAGUGUUCCUUUAAGGAUGGUAUAGCCAGUAGUGUGGCCUCCCAGGAAAUACUGGGCAAAGUAUCUCACUAUUGCAGAAGGGCUGUCCUUGUUUUCAGAGCAUUGGUUUCCUAUGCUCUGGACAGAACAAAGCAGUGGAGUCUGAGCAGGAUAUGGGUACAGAAGAACUUGGCGGGCACAGGCUGAGGGUCAGAAGGAGCUACCCAGGACGAAUGCUGGUGUCCUCACUCACGCACAGCCACGGGCAUUGCUGGCCCUGCAGAGAGAAUGCAGCUACCCAAGAGAACACAGAUACAGGAUGCUAAAGUUAGACAGAGCCGGAGCAUCACACAUUCCUUUUUAUUAAAAAGGAAAACAGGCAUGCAAAAAUUUGCAAAGCAUAUUGGAGAGAAGCGAAGACUUCAGAAGAAAUCAACUGAUAGAGAUUGCAUACUUAAAGACUUUUCUUCAGCAAGUACAUAAGCAAAAACUCAGACCUGUCUGUGAAGAGUGUUACGAGCCCUGAAAUAACACAGUAGGACCUCGGAGCAGGGACUCAGAACACCAUGGACCACCCAGAGGAGGAUCCAGGAAGAACACAGACUUUUCUCUCAGCCACACUGCUGAAGUUUAUUAUCAGUUCUUCAGUGAGGAAGAACAGGAAAUUGACAGCAAAACACUCUAAAAUCUUUAGUAUAAAGUUGUCAUUACACUUUGGAUUCAGUUAUUCCUUUUUUAAAAAAUCCCUUUGUUUUUAUAAAGUCAUGCAUGAAGUCGGAGGCUCAGGGUGGGCAGUGUGGGCUGUGGUUGGGGAACUGGGAGCACCCAUGCUGGGAGCACCCAUGCUCGGAGCACCCAUGCUGGGAGCACCCAUGCUCGGAGCACCUGCAGGGGGAUGGCGGGCCCAGAGGGGGGCGAGGGCCGGCUGCCCAGACCACCUGGGCCACGGUAGCGUCUUCAUUUUCUCUCAAACACAGGACAAGUCACGGAAGGCAUUUAGGCACAUUAGUGACAUAUUCCGAUUUGUUUGUUUUUUUUUAAUGGAUCAUCGCAGCUGCAUGUGGGAAAUGAGUUUGAGAGACUAGAAAGGGAAAGAGAACUCUACCGGGGAGGUUUUCAACCUGGCCUUUGGAGUCGAGGUCUUGGUGAGCACAGCCAAAAAAUACAAAGACCCCUUUGCUGUAUGCAUCACGUCUGUCCGCGUGCGUGCUCCCAGUUUGGUGCUACAAAAUGGCACCAGACCACGGAAGAGGUCACCAAAGUAAAGUUCUCAAACGGUAGAGCUUUCAUUUGUACUAAAUUUCACUGAACCAAAAAGUGUCCAUAACACUUAGCCAUAUGGAAGUUGGUGAGAAGAAUGAAUGGGUUUGACCCACUGUGACACUGAACGCUGAGGGGCCACCUGGAUUCAGGACAACUGAGCAAUAGCUAGAGGAAUUAGGCAGAUGACAAAUAAUGAAAUUGCUGGAGGGUUUUAUUAAACGUAAAGGUGAAGCAUUUGGCUCAGGUCUGUGGCUCAACAAUGCAACAAAUACUUCACCACUGAAUUCAGCCUACGGUGGUCGUGGUAGGAGGAGGCAAUGCAGCCCUGUGGUAGGAGGAGGCAGCACAGGACCUGGCCCGCUCAGAGGACAGUAGGUGGAGAGGGGUUGCACUAGGACCUGCCUCAGCCCUCAACACUUUUGCCUUUGUGGUCCCUUUCUUCCAUAAAAAUCAAGUUAUAUUUUACAACUGUAUUGGCUAACAAAACACACACAAAGAUAAUCCAGGCUAAUUUAUACUCAUUAUUUUCUUCUGAUUUUAAAAGAAAGGAAGACAUUUUUGUGGACCCUGAGGGUGGACAUGUCAGCCCUGCAGAGGGCAAAUGGUGGAAUCACUGGUGGGUGGGUACGGAGAGGACAGGGGAUGCAGUGGACCAUGCCUUCACUCUCACAGGCUCCCGCCCUGUGCAAACGUGACUGGUCAUCCCUCCAACAAAGCACUCCAGCAACCCAGCAAAAGUUCUGGCCAUAGGUGUGCCAGAAUUCGUGUACCGACAGAUUCGUGUUCCCACGGAUAUGUACCAAGCUCCACUACGAGAAACAGUCUGGCAACCACAAAUAAUGUAAAUAUGUUUCCCAACCUUUGUGUCUCUUGAAGGAUGUUCAUUGAAAUCCAAUGUAUAGCUCAUCACAACACUUCUAGAAAAACCUGUUUCCUCCUAAUUCCCUCAAGCUCUGCAACUGCUCUUUUUCCCAAACCCAGCAAAUUCUAACCGGGGUCUGGCUUGUCUGUCUCUCUUCCCCACCUCACUCUGGCUCUGUCCUCCUUUUUGUCCACACCCCCCACACCACCACCGCUUGUUCCCAAUAAAGGGGGGGAGGGGAGGAAGACACACUCUCUCUGCAAGGGGGAGGGAGGAGGAGGGAAGACUAAGAACAUGCUACUUCAUUGGUCUUUGCACUGUCACAACUGCAAAAACCUUAAAAUGUGACCUAUUUUCUUACAAUGACAACAGGGAAUUACUGAUAGAAAUGCGUUUGCUGAGACCAGCUGGUCAGAAGACCGGGAGGCGGUGAGCGCAGCGGGUGGGUGACGUGCUGGAGAGCCCGCCGGGUUGCCAGCCCAGCACACCCGUGGGGAACGCUGCCCACGACCCGCUCCUGAGUGGAAGGAGAGCAGGCCCCGACAGCCCUCCACCUGCAAGUUUGUUCCGGCUCCUGGGGUAGUAACUUGGUGGCAGAAGGCUAUGGAACUCUCCGGCCACCUGGUGGCAGAACUGAGCCCCAUUCUUAGAGAUGAACCAGAAUUCAGAAACACCAAAAUCGAGUACAGAUUGUAAAAUAUAUGCAAAGGCAAUGGAAAUACUUGAGGAAAGCAGCACCCUUUAGGCGGUUCAGUCUCAAGGAGCUCCCUUUGUGUCUGGAUAUUUUAUUUGUUACACGCAGAGAAGCAGUAAAUGCGUGUUGAAACAGCUGGUGCUUUUAGGCUGCAGAGCAUGGAGCCCACUGAGGCCGCUGAGCUCCUAACAUGACCUGCGUGUCCACGGAGGGUAAGGCUUCCCUGCCCAGACAGUGAGAAGUCUGUAGUUUUAUAUCUCUGGGCAAAGAUGAUCCAAGCCUGCUGAUAAUGCAAGAGCUCAGGAAAUGUCUAACUCUAAGGCAUAAUUGCUGAUUUUCACGUGCUAGGGGUGACCAGGUCGUCAUCAUAUUAUUACAAGCUUGAACAAAGAGCCCUAGGGCUCCGGCAGGAUCUCUGUGCUGUUCAAUCUUUCAGAACAGCUGGUGUUCCAUAUAUACACAUUUCUGUUCACCAGGGAGCCACUGCAGCUCCAUCUGCUUGAAAAAUGCAUCAAAAGAGCCUGGACUCGGAGUUGUCAACACAACUCCGGAAGGUCAUUCUGGGUCUUCCUAGGAACCAUGCCCAUCAGUGGCAAAACGAAGCCAACCCAGCCAGGGACUUGAAGGUGCUCUGCGUCAGGCCCUACAAUUUUUGAGAACUUGAUAGGUAAAUCGCCCUGACAUUUGAAAGCUGCAGCAGUUUCUAUCUCACAUGCAGUGGAAACUUUCAUUUCUCUGUUAGGGUAGAGUAUUUCAGCAUUCCAGGGAAACAGAAUUAUCCUCUACCUCGCCGGGUGGUUGAAGAAACAACCCAUUUUAUACAUUAAAUUAUAAAUAGCAAUUUCACAGGGCACAGGCUCCGGUGUGCACAACAUGUAACUGUAUCUUUCUCUGGGUGCCUCUGAGCCCUCAUUUGUAAAAUGAAGAUUAUAUUCCUGCCUCAGAGAUUAUCGUGAAGAUUCAGUGGACUAAUGUAGGGAGGCAUUUUGCCUGGCUUGAGUACAGAAUAAAGCUUCUCUAUUACACAAAGUACAUUUAAAUUCAACCUCAAGCUCAUUCCACCCAGUAGCAGAAACUCAGUCCUCACUGAGAGGAAAGCCAGCAAUGCAAAGUUCUCGUAGCAGCCUCAGAACAAUGGCUUUGGGACAGGGCACUCGCCUUAGGUCUCCCUGUCUACCAUGUUACCUGUCCUUGUUCUUGGCAUCUCUGCCAAAAGUCUCAAAGGCUCAGGUCAGCCUGAGCCUGACCUAGUUCUUCUCUGCAUUCCCGCCAUAAGAGCUUGCUCUGAAGACAGGCGGCGUGGGCCGCCCCCACUGACGCCCGAAGAGUGAGGAAAGAAGCACAUCAGCUAACAGCUCAAAAUUAUCCUGCCACAGUAGGAAGAUGACCUUUUUCCCAGCACAUUACGAUUCCCAUGGAGUGUUUGGUUGUAUCAUCUAGAGGCUGAUGACCCUUCAAUUGGCAUCUCCAGUCCAGACCCUUCCCUGACCUCCAGAUUCCUAGAUCCAACUGACACGUGUGCUUGGAAAUCAAACAGCGGCUUAAACGGGGUCCCUGGCUUUAAACACAUACGCCUGGGGCAACCAGUCUUGGACUUCAAAGGGAGUGUGAAGACAUGGCCUGACUCACGGGAAGGAGAGACACAGCGCUGCCAAGAGCUGCUGGAAGCGCUCAUGGGCCUGGCAGAAUAUAAAACUCGGAACAACGCUAUCACCGCAAAGGCAUUUUUUUCUUGUCGUGAUGCCUUCCCUUCCCAAUUCUGAUGAGCUGAUUUUUUUUGUGAAUGGAAGAAAGGUAACAGAGAAGAAAGCUGAUCCCGAGGUAAAUCUCCUGUUCUACCUGAGAAAAGUCCUCCGUCUCACGGGCACAAAAUAUGCCUGUGGGGAAGGAAGCUGCGGUGCCUGCACGGUGAUGGUGUCACGAUACAACCCCAAGACCAAGACCAUCCACCAUUUUCCAGCUACCGCAUGCCUGGUGCCCAUCUGCUCUCUGUAUGGGGCUGCCGUCACCACAGUGGAAGGUGUAGGAAGCAUCAAAACCAGGAUUCACCCAGUGCAGGAAAGGCUUGCCAAGUGCCACGGCACGCAGUGUGGAUUCUGCAGCCCAGGGAUGGUGAUGUCCAUCUACACACUGCUGAGGAACCACCCGGAGCCAACCCCUGACCAGAUAACCGAAGCUCUUGGAGGUAAUUUGUGCCGCUGCACUGGAUACCGACCAAUUGUAGAAAGUGGAAAAACUUUCUGUGCGGAAUCGACUGUUUGCCAAAUGAAGGGGUCAGGAAAAUGUUGCCUGGAUUCAGAAGAGAAGUCUUUUGCGAACAGACAGGAAAAGAUCUGCACCAAACUGUACAAUGAAGAUGAAUUCCAGCCCUUCGAUCCGUCCCAGGAGCCUAUAUUCCCUCCUGAGCUGAUAAGAAUGGCAGAAGAUCCAAACAAGAGAAGGCUGACGUUCCAAGGGCAGAGGACUACCUGGAUCGCCCCUGUGACCCUGAGCGACCUUCUGGAGCUGAGAGCCAAUUUCCCCAAAGCCCCACUUGUCAUGGGGAACACUGCAGUGGGACCCAGUAUUAAGUUCAAAAAUGAAUUCCAUCCAGUUUUCCUAUCUCCACUUGGGCUUCCAGAACUACAUUUUGUGAACACCACAGAUACUGGGGUGACCAUAGGUGCGGGAUACAGCCUGGCCCAGCUGAACGAGGCCUUACGCUUGAUCGUUUCGGAGCAACCGAAGGAGAAGACUCAGACCUGUCGAGCUCUCCUGAAGCACCUGAGGACACUUGCAGGAGCCCAGAUUAGGAAUAUGGCUACUUUAGGAGGACCUGUGGUGAGCCGGCCUAACUAUUCUGACCUAAACCCUAUUUUAGCAGCAGGAAACGCUACCAUCAAUCUGAUAUCUAAAGAUGGACAACGGCAGAUUCCUUUAAAUGGCCCUUUCCUUGAGAGAUCACCUGAGGCCAACCUGAAAUCGGAAGAGAUCGUGCUGUCUGUUUCUAUUCCCUACUCGACUCAGUGGCACUAUGUGUCAGGACUCCGGCUGGCCCAACGUCAGGAGAAUGCCUUUGCCAUUGUCAAUGCCGGGAUGAGUGUGAAGUUUGAAGAUGGCACAAACGUUAUCAAAGAACUUCAAAUGUUCUACGGGAGUGUUGGACCCACUGUUGUCUCUGCAAGCCAGAGCUGCAAGCAGCUCAUUGGGAGGCGAUGGGAUGACCAAAUGCUGAGUGACGCCUGCCGCUGGGUCCUGGAUGAGAUUUACAUCCCGCCAGCAGCUGAGGGCGGCAUGGUGGAAUACAAGCGAACCCUCAUCAUCAGCUUACUCUUCAAAUUCUACCUCAAAGUGAGGCAAGGACUGAAUAAAAUGGAUCCCCAGAAGUUUCCUGAUAUCCCAGAAAAGUUCAUGAGUGCUCUAGAAGAUUUCCCCAUAGAAACACCCCAAGGACUCCAGAUGUUCCAGUGUGUGGAUCCCUACCAACCCCCUCAAGAUCCAGUUGGACACCCAGUGAUGCACCAGUCAGCCAUCAAGCAUGCCACAGGACAAGCUGUAUUUAUUGAUGACAUGCCUCCCAUUGACCAAGAACUCUUCCUGGCUGUAGUCACCAGUACCAGAGCUCAUGCAAAGAUUAUAUCAAUUGAUAUUUCAGAAGCCCUGGCACUUCCAGGUGUGGUUGAUGUGAUAACAGCAGAGGAUGUUCCGGGAGAUAAUAAUCAUGAAGGAGAGAUUCUCUAUGCACAGAAUGAGGUAAUUUGCGUGGGUCAGAUCGUCUGCACUGUGGCAGCUGACACCUAUGUUCAUGCGAAAGAAGCAGCCAAAAAAGUGAAGAUUGCUUAUGAAGACAUAGAACCAAAGAUUAUCACAAUAGAGCAAGCCAUAGAGCACAAUUCUUUUCUGUCUGCUGAGAAAAAAAUCGAGCAAGGAAAUGUGGAGCAAGCCUUUAAAUAUGUUGACCAAAUCAUCGAAGGUGAGGUCCACGUGGAAGGACAGGAGCAUUUUUACAUGGAAACACAAAGUAUCCUGGCUAUCCCAAAAACAGAAGACAAAGAGAUGGUGUUACAUCUUGGGACACAGUUUCCAACUCAUGUGCAGGAAUACGUGGCUGCAGCACUAAAUGUCCCAAGGAGCAGAAUCGCCUGCCACAUGAAAAGAGCUGGAGGAGCGUUUGGGGGGAAAGUGACCAAGCCUGCUCUGCUAGGAGCUGUAGGUGCUGUGGCCGCCAACAAGACUGGCCGCCCUAUCCGGUUUAUCCUGGAGCGCGGAGAUGACAUGCUGAUAACUGCUGGCCGUCACCCACUCCUCGGGAAAUACAAAAUUGGAUUCAUGAACAACGGCAUGAUCAAAGCUGCUGAUGUUGAAUAUUACAUCAAUGGUGGGUGCACUCCUGAUGAAUCUGAGAUGGUGUUGGAGUUCAUCGUGUUGAAAUCUGAGAAUGCAUAUUAUAUUCCUAAUUUCCGGUGCCGUGGUAGGGCGUGCAAAACGAAUUUGCCUUCCAACACCGCCUUCCGAGGAUUUGGCUUCCCUCAGGCUACGGUGGUUGUUGAAGCUUACAUAACUGCUGUGGCUUCUCAGUGUAACUUACUCCCUGAAGAGGUUAAAGAAAUAAACAUGUAUAAGAGAAUUAGCAAAACAGCCUAUAAGGAGACAUUUAAUCCAGAGCCCUUGCGAAGAUGCUGGAAAGAAUGUCUGGAGAAAUCUUCCUUCUAUGCUAGGAAACUGGCAGCAGAGGAAUUUAACAAGAAGAAUUACUGGAAGAAGAGAGGGCUUGCCGUAGUCCCCAUGAAAUUUACCAUUGGGAUCCCCAUAGCCUACUACAAUCAGGCAGCUGCUCUAGUCCACAUCUAUCUGGAUGGCUCCGUCUUGGUGACUCAUGGUGGCUGUGAACUGGGACAAGGCCUGCACACCAAAAUGAUUCAGGUGGCUAGUCGAGAACUCAACAUCCCCCAGUCCUACAUACACCUGUCUGAAACAAGCACGAUCACGGUGCCCAAUGCUGUCUUCACCGCAGGGUCAAUGGGGACAGACGUCAACGGAAAGGCCGUGCAGAAUGCCUGCCAGAUUCUUAUGGCCCGUCUUCAUCCUAUCAUCAGGAGAAACCCUAAAGGAAAAUGGGAGGACUGGGUUGCAAAAGCCUUUGAAGACUCCAUCAGUCUCUCAACUACUGGAUAUUACAAAGGCUACCAGACAAACAUGGACUGGGAGAAGGAGGAAGGCAAUGCGUAUCCGUAUUUUGUGUAUGGUGCGUCCUGUUCUGAGGUUGAAGUCGACUGCCUCACCGGGGCUCAUAAGCUCCUGAGGACCGACAUCUUCAUGGAUGCUGCCUUUAGCAUAAACCCAGCCGUGGACAUUGGGCAGAUUGAGGGGGCCUUUAUCCAAGGCAUGGGAUUGUAUACCAUAGAAGAACUGAAAUAUUCCCCAGAAGGUGUGCUUUACUCUCGGGGUCCAAGUGACUACAAAAUUCCCACCGUCACGGAGAUUCCAGAAGAGUUCUAUGUCACUUUAGUGCGUUCCCGAAAUCCCAUCGCCAUCUACUCAUCCAAGGGACUAGGUGAGGCUGGGAUGUUCAUGGGCUCCUCUGUGCUAUUGGCCAUAUAUGACGCAGUGGCGGCUGCCCGAAGAGAGAGAGGGCUGACCAAGACCUUCACCCUGAGUAGCCCAGCAACUCCUGAAGUGAUCAGGAUGACUUGUGUGGAUCAGUUUACUGACAUGAUUCCCAGAGAUGACCCUUCAACAUUUACACCUUGGUCCAUCCAUGUGUCUUAAUCCUGUGUUUUCUAGAAAAUGAAAGAAUAUAUGAUUGAUCUUAAAAGUCUCAGGCCAGAGAAAAAUAUAGGUUGGUUUCCAAUUAUCAAAGAUAAUUUUAACAUCUUUAAUGCUACGGUUUAGGUCACUGCAUGAUUAUGUUUUAAGAUAUAAAUUUUCACCAAAAGGUAGAAGCGUAGAAUCAAAAUUUCAAAUUUUAGUUUGCAUUACCCUGAAAUCUAUUAUGAUUUCAAAAUGUGGUAGAAUUUUUAUUAACCCAAAACAACUCAGGAAAGACUACUCAUGCUUUGUUCUUCAGAAAUCUGCUCAAAGUUCAGUAAAAUCAUCCACUGCCCAAACUCUAAAGAUUGGAUUUCCCCAAAGCCAAUGUUGUGCUGGUAAUAAUUGACUCACCUGGAAAAAUCCCUGAUUUAUAGUGUUUGCCAGUUUCCAUGGUGUAAAUACUCCUACCUUGGCCAAUUUCAAGCCACUGACAUGAAGUCUCUGAAUGUGGAGUUGGAAAGAGAUGCUCACAGGCAGUUCUUGUGUGUGGAUAAGAGCUGUCUCCAGCACUGCAAACCACCACAAUCCUCAGUCCCCACCACUCCCACAUGUCCAUUUAGAUGAGGCUUCAGGAAGUAACCAUCCAAAGCCUCCUGGUCUUCACCUGCCAGGAGCCAGGUACAUGAUACAACUUCUUCCUCACCCAGGAGAUCACACUGAGUAAAACAACAAUCUUAACUUA